Pieris macdunnoughi is the source of this 44391-nucleotide messenger RNA. The record is from the annotation of a GenBank genome assembly. NCBI's taxonomy places the organism in Eukaryota, Metazoa, Arthropoda, Insecta, Lepidoptera, Pieridae.
AUGGUCCCAGCUAUUAACAAGCAUCUUUUAAAACAAAAUACACGUCAAUUAAAAGGAGUGGUGUUGAAAAAUGAACAGGAAAGAGUACAGAAGAAAACGUUUGUUAACUGGAUCAAUUCACACUUAUCGAAGAGAAUACCUCCCUUGCGAAUCGACGACCUUAUCUACGACUUACGAGAUGGAACCAAACUAUUGGCGUUGUUGGAAGUUUUGUCUGGCGAGAAAUUGCCUAUGGAGCGUGGUAGAGUCUUACGUCGACCCCAUUUCCUCUCAAACGCCAAUACAGCACUUCGCUUCCUGGCGGGAAAACGCAUCAAGCUGGUGAACAUCAACGCAGCGGACCUGGUUGAUGGAAGACCAGCGGUAGUUCUGGGGCUCAUAUGGACUAUCAUUUUGUACUUCCAGAUCGAAGAGAACAGCCGAGCCCUAGAGUACCUCAGUGGAUCGCGAUGUGCGUCUGUCAUGUCGCAGGAGUCCGGAACUGCGACACCGACACACAGAGCUGAAGACCGCUGGAAGCAGGGAGCCAAGAAGACCUUGCUGCAAUGGGUGGCCAAUGCGUUGCCUAAGGACUCAAACAUCCAAGUGACAGACUUCGGGCCUUCAUGGCGUGAUGGUAUCGCUUUCCUGGCGAUCAUUGAUGCGAUCAAAGCUAACUUAAUAAACCUGGCGGAGAUGAAGAGGAAGACAAACAGGCAGAGAUUGGAACACGCAUUCGAUGUCGCUGAAACUGAGCUGGGUAUCGCCAGGUUGCUGGACGCUGAAGAUGUAGACGUUGACAAGCCUGAUGAGAGGUCCAUAAUGACAUAUGUUGCCCAGUUCCUACACAAAUACCCUGAGCCUAAGACGACGGGACCAGACGCAGUAGCGGCAGUACAAGAAGAGUACGGAUUAUUACGGGCGUGGCUCGCAGAGCGCGUUACCAUACUUCAAAGACAGUAUGACUCCAGAACUCUCUCCAGGAAUUACCAUGAUUAUCUCUUGGCGGAAACCGACAGAUUGGCCCGCGAGCCAUUGUACCACAAGUUGGAGAAGCUCAUGUACACACAAAGCCUAGUAGCCAUCGCCCCCAGCUCCUGGCGAGAACUCGUUGCACUCUGGGUAGAACUAGAACGACUGCACAGGAAAUGGCUCUGGCUUCUCGAUUCAGAUUUACCCGGAGAUUUCCGUGUUGUUGGGGAGUGGCUAGCCCGAGCUGAAUUCUUACUUUACUUCGAUGAAAUACCGACCGCCUUCGAUGAGAGGACAGCGGCCAUCAUCAGUGAAAAACUAGAAGAACACACAAGAUUCUUCGCAGACUUACCCGCUGUCGUAGAGCGAUUUGAAGCCGCUCUGAGAUCUUCCGACGCGUCCCAAAUUCCCCCCGAAAGACUGCAGAGUAUGCAGGAGCGAUUACAGACAGUGAGUCGCAACGCUCCCCAAAGAAAAGCGAGAUUGAAAUAUCUCGAACACAAAUGCUGUAUCGUUGCUUUCACCGAAUUAACGAAGGCUAAACUAGCCGCUUGGACCGGUAAAUACGGUCGAAUCGAUCAUGUACGUGCCUUAUUAGAAGAUUAUGACAAUUUUGUAAUAAAGAAUAAAAUAUUCCAAGAAUUUGAUAGAGCUUACGUUGAUAUAAAGCAGGUAGCUGAGGAGUAUAAGAGAGUGUGUGAAGUAGAUAGGAGUGAAGCCAGAGAGAUUGAUGUGUUUUUACGAGAUGUGUCUGAAACGUGGAGGAGAGUUGCAUCUGAUGUGAGAUGCGCUAGAAGUGUACUCGAGGAAGUAAUCGCUCACUGGGAAAGGUGGACGAUGCUAUCGGACCAAUUUACAACAUGGCUAGAUAAAGCACAGCACAUGCUACGAGUCUCUGAGGAUGAGAGGCUCGAGUUCUUCCAAGAUUUGACAGUGUGGAAGGAGAAGCAUCAAUUGUUGGGAGACGCUGCAGGCUUCCUGGCAGCAACAUGUACGGAGGAACAUAGCUCAGAAAUUAAAAGGAAGUACGUGGAAAUCACAGAAAGAUGGGAACGAGUCUGGGAAGAAGCAGAAAGAUACGUCAGAGGAGGUGACGCUCUUCGCCAUAGACGCGAACUGGCGAACGGGAUUCAAAACCUAGACUCGUGGCUAACAGGCGCUGAGAAUCUGCUUUCCCGGCACCCACGAGCGAACACAAAUGAUAUACAAACAUAUAUUGAUCAACUGUUACAACUUAACUCACAAAUUGAACAACACGAAGAACUCUUCAAGUCAAUAAGCAGGACAUUCCAAAACGCAAUCGCUGAGUUACCUCGAGACGAAGUUGAGGCAAACAUGAACAAACUGAAACAGCAAAAGGAAGCCUUAGUCAAAGUAAGGGCUACUGUCCCCGUAAAGUUGCAUCAAUAUCGGCAGCUAUUGGUCCAGCACGAGUCAUUGGAGACAGGACAAAAAGAAAUUGGACAGUGGCUGGAUAAGGCCGAGAACGCCCUUCGAUCCACUACCGAAUCUAGGCGUGAGUUGAUAGAAGAAACAUAUGAAAUCCAUCGAACAUUCUUCUCACGGACAACAUACUAUAGAUCAAUGCUGGAAAGCAAAAACAAAGUAUUCCAGAAUAUUGUAAAGGCAGCUGAUAUGGAUAAAAGCGCAGACGUCAGCGAUCAACUUUCUCUAAUGAGGGAUCUUAAUGAGAGAUUUGCCCACGUAUCAUCCGAGGCAACUCGGCGUGAAGCAGAUUUGCAACGUUUGGUUCGCGCCUGGGAAGAUUUCGAAACCAAGAAACGUAUUGUUGAAGACUGGGCGUCUAGAGCUGAAGCGUUGCUUGCUGAUAACAGAGUUGACAAUAAGCAAGCGCUCCAUCUACAUGAACAGUUCUUCCAUGGAGCUGACGAAAGAGCCGUGUCAGAACUUGUCAGAUCAGGACGAGAGCUUGUUGAGUUGGUGAAGGAAGAAGAUAGAGCCGGUGUAGUUCGAACAGUAGAAGAGCUGCAGAGAAGAUGGAAGGAAUUACUUGAGCGCGCGCCGCCACAUCUCAUGCGACAAGAAUUCAAAUUGGAUGAGACCGUCUUCCAUCAUUGUAUCAAAGAUAUCGAAAAGGAAAUCGCUUAUGAGGAGCAGGCCUUCAAUCAAAGUGAUGAUGCCGAUGGCAUUCUUAUCAGAAAUGAGGAGUAUUUCCGUAAUCAGGGCAAGGUGAUGCAAGUUGAACAAUGUCUUCAGAACCUGAAUAAAAUUUCCAGUAGCUAUACACAUCAAACAGGAGACACAAGCCUUGAGGAAGAGCUGCGAAGAUGUGAACAACAAUGGGAAUCUACAGUACAUCGAGUAGAAAACUUCAGACAACAACUUCAACAGAUUCCAGCUAAGUGGGAUGCUUAUAGAGCGAGAUUCGGGGAAAUGGAGAGGUGGAUGGACCAUGUUGAUAGGACUAUGGACAGCAUUGUUCGAGAAGUUGACUCAGCUGAAGCAUUUGAAAGAGAAAAAACAAUCUUUCAGAACAUUUGUCGUGAAGCCGACCGAAAACGUGAAGACAUGAAAUGGCUUGUACAAACAUUGGAUAUGCUUUCGAAUCACUGUUCUGAUAAUGAAGCUCAAGAAGAACAGGUUAAAUUAGAAAAUCUAAUUUCAAGAUAUAAAAAUCUCAUACCCACUAUUGAAAUUACUAUGAUUAAGACUGAGACCUACACUAGAUGUUACACAUACAGACGAGAAGUACAUGAAGUUAUUUGCAUAUUAGAAAAUGCUAAGAAACAUGCAAUGGUUGAACCUGAACCUCAAUCUCUACAGCAAGUUGAACAAUUAGUACUUGAACAGCAAGCAACUGUCCAGAAACUAGAUAGGCAGAGGCCUUCAGUUAUGUCCAUGUUGCAACGUGGAAAGGAACUCAUUAAAGAUGCAAAUGCUCCAGCAUUUGUCAGAGAAGAUGUCAGGAAUCUUGAAUCUGGAUGGAAUGUUGCUUAUGAAUCAAAUACUGACCGCCUACAUAAGCUAUGUGAUACCCAAAAAGUUUGGUCCAAUUACGAAUAUCAGAAAGAAGAAUUGCUCUCUGAUAUAGAUAAAAUUGAAAAUUUUGUUGCGCAUCCUGGUUUAGAGCUCGGUGUCUCUAGCAUAAGUCGUGAAUUGCAGGAAACGCAUGCUGUUAACGCUGAUAUAGAAAAAGCAAAAGCAGAAAGAUUACCGCAAUUGCAACAAGCCUAUGUAGAAUUGCGAUCUCUUACAGCGAAUAAGCCAAAACCAGUCAUAGAAAAAGAUUUAGAAACCAUUGAACAUAAGCUAGAUAGAGUACAAGAUGAAGUGCAGACAAAGGUUAUACACCUUGAAAAGUUUAACGUAGAGUGGACUAAAAUUGAGCGUAAACUCGACGAUGUCCGUGAUUGGAUUAAGAAAGAGAGUCCGGCUUUAAUAUCACAAAUUCAAUCUGAAACCAUAACCCCCGAAGAAAGAGUAGAAAAAUCUCAAGUGUUACAAAAAGUUAUCGCCGAGAAAAUGGAUAUCAUCAGAAAUGUCGCCGAACAAGGAACUAAACUGGCUGUUGAACAUCGAGUUCAAGAUUCCAAUAGACUUAAAGGUGACAUUGCUUUACUAGAAAAAAUGAUGGCUGAUCUACAAAGAUGCACUGAACAACAAACGAAAGUGGUAGAGCAUGAUCUUGCUAGCUGGCAAAAAUAUCAAAAAGGAGUCGCAGAAAUUAAACCAUGGAUUGAAGAAGCUGAACUGAAGUUAGGGAGCCUUCCCAAACCAACAACAUUGCCAGAAGCACAGCAAUUGCAGCAGCAGUCUAGAGCAUUGGUGACCGACUGUGACAAACAAUUGAUGAACCUACAGAUAUUGUCCAGUGUAAGCCAUCAACUCUCAGGCAAAACGAGUGCUCCUGAUGAAGUGGAUGCAAUACAUUCUAGGUGGGCAAUUGUCCAUGACCUAGCAGACCAAUGGAAUAGUAAAUUAGAAAAACUAACAGCCCAAUGGGAGGUUUUUGAAAAGGAAGCAGAAAAAAUUGAACUAUGGAUAGAUAAUGGGGAAAAGCUGAUAAAUAGUCGAAAUGUUAAUGUUGAAACACCGCAAGUAGAAAAACUUGAUCGAGAAUUAAACAAAUUGAAGUCUUUUGGAAAUGAAAUUUCACAACAACAAGCUAAAAUAAUAACGUUAUCUCAAACAUGCGAUAAUAUUUGUCAUAGUGUACAACCAGAAGGUGCUAAUUUAUUGAAAAAUAAGGUAAAUGACAUUAAACAGCGAACGAACAACCUAGCGGAAACUGUAAGAUCAAGAAUAAACGAAUUGUCUGAUAAAAUAAUUGUUAAACAAGAGUUCCUUACAAAAUUGCAUAACUUUGACAACUGGAUAACUGAUUUCAGAAGAAAAACCGAAAGCUAUGAUCAAAUAAGUUCGGACAGAGUUGAGCCAACUCUUCAGUCAAUGCAUGUUUUACUUCAGGAACACGCAGCGAAGGCACCGGAGUUCACAGACAUUUAUAAUGAAGUUAAGAAUAUGACACUCGCCUCCCAUCCAGAAGAAAUGCGUUCCUUAAAUGACACCUAUUCAAACAUCGCAGAUAACUAUCAAAUGAUUGAAAGUACUAUUCAACAAAAUAAAACCAUUCUUCAAAAAUGGUCCGAUUUAUUGAACUGGUAUGAAGACAAUAAGCAACAAUUGAACCACAUACAGUAUCAAAUUGAAGGACCAAAAUUAACACCGGAAAGCUACGAAGUACUUCGCCAAGAACUUGUUAAUAUACUAACCAAAGUACCAGAGAAAAAGACCAACGUUGCAUUGUUAGACGGUCCUUCAAAGAUAAAAGUAACUGAUCAAAACACAGGAAGACUUAUUUCACCGUCUAGCUUGGUGAAAGAAAUCGAAACAAAGGCUGAAACUUUGCUAAAUCAGACUAUUUCAAAAAGAGACCUGGUUCAAAAAGUUGGCGCUCGCUGGGACAAGUUUAACGUACAGCAUAAAGCUUUGUCGGAUAUUCUGCAAAAUAUUCAGAGUUCCCUUAAUGACAUGUCACAGAAACCUGCACCUUUAACAGAUGCAACAAUACAAGAGAUGACUGAACAAUUGGAUUGUUUAGAUGCAGAAUUAAAAGACAAACAAUCUGUGAGAAAGGAACUGAGAGAAGAAGGACUACAUUUAAUGCGUGAAGAUCAACAAAAUAUGGGUACCAUUCAAAAUGCUCUCUCCGCAGCGGACAAUAGCUGGGACCAAGUUGUAAACGCCGUUCGUGAUACUAAAAAUAAGUGCAUAUUACUUUCAUCAACUCUACAAGAAUUAAAGAACUUUAAUGUAGCUUUUGAUAGGGAAAUGUCUAGAGCAGAACAACUAUACAAUGAAUGUAAAAAUGCGCCAAAUGAUUACAUUCAGACGGCACAGGCAUUAGAGAAAGCGAAAAAGUCGUAUGAAGUGCUAAAACGCUCUAAAGGCUUGUUAGACCAAAUGGAUGUAAUAAAGCAAUCUGUACUAAAACAGGCUUCUACCGUAGGUGGUUUUGAUACUUCUCCUUUAGAGGACUCUUUCCUAAAUACUCAAACACACUGGGAAAAAGUAAACGAUACAAUUAUUAAAAGAAUCCAAGAUUUGGACUCCCAACUGUUAGUCUGGCGACAAAUUGAUGACGUCAAAAAUCAAGUAGUACAAUGGCUUAGUGAAACCGGUCAGAAUCUCGGUAAUGCUUGUGAUAACCUAGAAAUAAGGUUUGGACAAAAUCACCUUAUGAAAUACAAAGAAGAACUCCCAUUAUAUUUAGGGUUAAAAGGCAGUAUUAUUACUAAAUGUGAACAGAUUACAAAUCUAAAUAAGAGUAUACCUGCGGCACAAGUAUCGUCAAUUGUUGAAUAUUUAGAUAAUGAAUUUGAUGCUCUAAAAUCUUUGGCUGACAAUUUAGAAAGUGCUGUAUCAUCUCUCGAAUCAAAGGAAAAUAAAUUUAAAGAUACUAUUAAACGUCUUUCAGAUAAGGUAAGCAAAGUACGUGAUGAUAUUAUAAAAUGUGAUGAUAUGUCCGGUGAUAAUAGUAAAAUAUUGGAUCGUUUGAAAAAGUGCCAGUUAUGUAAAGCUGAACUUCAAAAUUUGAAUGACGAGAUAGAUAACUUAUCGCAAAACGUAUCUGAAAUGAAUGCUAAUUAUCCUGGUUUCUACGAGUCAUUGGUACCAAAAGAACUUAGUAAUCUUCAGAAAAGGUUUGAAAGCGUCUUGACACACGCAAAUAAAACUGAAACUACGCUUCUUACUUUCUUACAAAAAUCAUUCACGGAUAAACUUAGCAUGUUUAACAGAAAUUUAAAGAUAUUGGAUGAUAAGACAAGAUGGUGCAUGCCGGAUGUUAACAAUGAUAAAUACAACCUCGAGGUAAAAAGCGCCGCACUACUCGAAGUCGGGACGGGUAUUGAAGAAUGCCACAAAAAAAUUAAGGAAUUAAAAGAGGCUUGUGAUACUUUACGAAUUGUAGCCGAACCAGCUAGUGCCCAAGAAGCUGCCGUGCAAACAGAAAAAGCACAGAAAAACUUGGAUGUAUUGUCGUCAAAUUAUGACGAAAUAAAAAAUAGAUUGCAAGAAAACAUUGAUGCGUGGCAAGAUUAUGAGACAUUAUUAGAACUGGUUUCAGAAUGGCUACGAGAAAAAGAAAACCAAGUUCGUUUAGAAGCAGCUAAUCUCAGCGACUUAAAUGAUAUUGACAAUAAAAUUAUUCAACUUGAAGGUUUGCACAACGAGAUUAAAAACUAUAGUGGUGAAAUAAACAGGCUUACAGAAAUUGGAGAAAGUGUGCUAUCUAAAAAUCCUGAUUCUAGAGUUACACAAUAUAUUAAUCAUUUAGUAAAUAGAUAUCAAACUGUAGACAGGUUCAUAGAUAACCACAUUAAACGUUUAAGUGACUUAAAGAACAAUAAAGAAAAGUACGAGAAAACAACAAGCGAUUUCAAAAAUUGGUUACAGGAAGCCAAUGCUAAUAUAGUCGACUUAGCUGCUAUGAGCAAACAUUCUAAGCCAUCAGUGGCUGACUUAGAACAAGUUAAAAAGCUAAAUGAAAAUAAAGAAUUAGGCCAACGGUUGCUCAAUAGUGCUAUUGAAACUGGUGAAUCAUUAUUUAGUGGCAUAACACCAGAAGGGCGUGAAAAAGUCAGAAAUGAGUUGCGAACGUUGCGCGAUUUGUUUGAAGAUUCUGUAGAUUCCCUAAAUAACGUAAUCAAGGACAUUGAAACUACUCUUAACAAAAGAUCGUCCUUUGAUGAUACCUUUAACCAAGUUCAGAAGUGGAUAAGCGACAAAGAAAAUGAAUUGGGAGAAUUUAAGUUGUGUCCUACUUUACCAGACAAAAAAGCUCAUUUACAUGCAAAUAAAAUAUUACACCAAGAAGUAGAAUUGCACCAAUCUAUGCUUUCACAACUUACAGAGAAGAUUAAAUUAAUGCCCGAUGACGAAGCUGAAAAAAGUCUUAGUAACGUUAUAGAUAAAUAUACAAAUAUGUCAACCGCAAUACAAAAUAGAAUAAAAUCAUAUGAAAGUCACGUGUCUGAUCAUGAAAAAUAUGUUCAAAUGUUUGAAGAAACACGCGAUACCAUUAACCAUAUUGUAGCUGAAAAUAGUAUGUUGCACUAUGGCGUUGUCACACAAAAAGAUGAUAUUGACAAUAAGCUAGCUGUAAUUGAAAAGGUUUCGACCAAAUCACUAGCAUUAAAACAGGCUUUAGACAAUCUUAAACAUCAAUUGCAUAAAGUUUUAGAAUCUACCAGUCCCAAUGGUCACCCUGUUUUAAUAAGUGAAUUUGAACAAUUAAAAGCAACUUGGGAUCAAUUUGAAAAUCAAUGUCAAGACCAAGAUAAGAGACUUAAAGAAACUUUGCAGCAGUGGAAUAACAGUCAAAGAACGCUGGAUGAAUUAGAAGAAUGGCUUAAGAUUAAAGAAAAUCUAGUUAGAGAUCAAAGCUUAAAAAGUACCCUGGAAGCGAAAGUAGCACAUUUGCAACGAUUAAAAGAAAUACAAAAUGAACUGACUGCGAAAACGACGAGUUUCAAUGCUUUAUCUGAUACUCAAAAUAUAACAAAUGAGACAGAAAUAACAAAUAAAACUUCAAAAUUGGCUACUAGAUUCCAUACGUUGAACAACUUAGUGAACGAGCUCAUAUCAAAGUAUGAAGUAUUUGUGUCCGAACAUAGAACUUUUGAAAAUGAAUAUAACGACAUGGAAAAUUGGCUUGGUGGGAUGCUUGGUGAAUUACAAGAUUUAAAUGAAAUUGUCGGAGAUUAUGCUGUCCUGCAAGAGAAACAAAAUAAAGCUAAAGAACUCUAUGAAACCAGAAACAAGAAAACACCCAUUUUUGAAGAUUUCCUUAGUCUUGGAGAAAAACUGUAUGCACACACAAGUCCCGAUGGCAGAGAGGUUAUUCGUCAGAAAAUACGUAAAGUAAGAUCUUUGUGGGAUAGUUUCGGUGAUAGUUUUCAGGAAACUGUUAAUAAGUUGGAUCAAUGUUUACUUCAAUUUUCCGAUUUUUCUUUGGCUCAGGAACAGCUAACAAAAUGGUUAAAGGACGUAGAACGUGCUAUGCAAAAACACACAGAACUUAAGGCAUCGCUAGAAGAAAAAAAGGCUCAAUUACAAAAUCAUAAAAUUAUGCACCAAGAAAUUAUGACUCACCAACAGCUUGUAGAAUCUGUUUGUGACAAAGCACAGCAAUUAGUUGAUCAAACUCAUGAUGCAUCAUUGAAUGUGUAUUUGCAAUCUAUAAAGCAGUUAUUCCAAAAUAUAGUUACUAAAUCUCAAAAUCUUCAAGAGAAUUUAGAAGAAUGUGUCAAGAGACACGAAGAUUUAAGUCGACUGAUCCAACAAUACAAGGAAUGGAUAAGCGGUCAAUCAGAAAAGUUAUUGGAUAUUGAAAAUGCUACUGGUGAAAAGCCUGAAAUUAUACGAAAAUUACAGUCUGCUUUAGCAUUAAAAGAUAUUGAAAAAGUUGGUUCCAAUAAAUUAGAUGAAAUAAGAGCUGUUUUUACAAUUGUAAGUAAAAGUACAUCGGAGGCUGGUAAUGUUUUGAUAAAGACAGAAAUUGAUAAUUUACAACAACAAUUACGUAAUGCUAUCCAGAGCAUUGACAUGUCAGAACAAAGAUUAAAGCAGACGUUAAUUGUUUGGAACACCUUUGAAACAUCGAUUGAGAAAUUGACUGAGUGGCUAAAAGACAUGGAAUCCAAAUGUCGUGAUCAGGCUCUUUGUUCUACUUUACAAGAAAAAGAAGACCAGCUUCAACGAUAUGUCGACCUUCGUAACGCUAUUCACACGAAAGAAAAGGAAAUUGACAGUUUUGUUGAUGAAUCUCACAGCCUUAUACAAUUAAGUGGAGUUGAAAGACUUAAACCACUUGUAACACAAGUCAAUAGUCGCUACCAACAAUUGCAUCUAAUAUCAAAAGAAAUUGUAACACAUUGGUCCGAACUUGUCGGUGAUCAUAAGAAAUUUAACCAAUUGCAAAGUGAGUUUGAUUUAUGGCUGAGACCACUAGAAGAACAGCUAUCGAAAAUGAUCGAAGAUAAACUUAGUAUUGAAAAUAAAGGAAAUAAGCUGCAAGUAUUCUUACUAGAAAAAGACAACGGUGAACAUAAAAUGAGCAUAUUGGCAACUGCUGGCGAUAAAGUACUGCCAGAAACAGCAGCUUCAGGCCGAGAAAAUAUACGCGCUGAUAUAAGAUCACUCAGGGAAAGGUGGGAUAAAUUCAAUGAUAGUAUCGCACAACAGCAAAAAGAAUAUGAAUCACAGACAUUGCAGUGGUCUAGUUAUCAGGAUGUUUUACAACAAACUUUGUCUUGGUUAGAUGAAAAAGAAAAAGUAGUAGAGAAUGAAGAAAAGGCCAAACUUAAUUCUGCUCAAGAAAUUAAAAGUAAAAUAUUAAAAAACAAAACAUUAUUGCAAGAGAUAUCUUCCCAUAAAAGAGUUAUAGAAACGGUUACCGAUAAAGCAAAAACUGUAGCAGCCAGUAUUCAAUCAAGUAAAAAAGAAACUGAAGAAACAACAUCUAUUAUUAAGUCUAUUUGGGACAGGUAUAAUGCACUCACUAGUAGACUGACUGCCAUCAUCGACAAUCAUGAAAGUACUUACGAAAUAUAUCAACAAUUUACUGACCAACAGAAAUCUUUACAAGAUUAUCAAAAGAAUUUAUGGGACAGGCUUCAUCUCUUAUCAGACUUUACCGGUAAUAAAGCUGCACUACAAAAUAAAUUGACGAAAAUUCAAGAACUUUUGGAUGCCAUUCCAGCUGGUAAUAACAAACUUAAAAUAGUAUUAGAUUUGAUCGAAAGCCAUUCCGAUAAACUAUCUCCACGUGGCAAAGAAGCAAUGUUCCGGGAACUUGGCUUACUUAAAGCUGAUUUAGAGAAGUUUACGACCACUGUCCAUGAUGUAAAACGUGGUAUAGAAGCUAAGAUACAGCAAUGGAUAGAGUUUGACAACGCCAAUGAUCGUCUUCAGCACUGGCUUAGUGAUACCGAAAUGAGCCUUAAAACUUAUACACCUAAAGCUACAUUGGAAGAGAAAAUAGAUCAACUCAAUAAAUAUCAGGAUUUGAGUAGGACGAUUGAUAAUCACGAGUCUGAUUUGAAUGCAGUGAUUAAUUUGGGCGAAGCAUUGGAACAAGCUAUUUCAGCUAACUUGAAAAAGGCAGAAAAUGAUGUUGACAAAGUUACAGAUGAAUUUAGUGACCUUAUAGAAAAUUGCCAUGAUACUAGGAUCACUAUGAAUUUACAGCAAAUGACAUCUCGAUUCCAAUCUGUGCAUUCCACGGCCAAAGAGUUAGUAAAAAAAUGUCAACAAGCAGUGAAUGACCACAAUGCAUAUCAAGAGAAAAAUAGACAAUGUAUUGAUUGGAUUACAACAGCUCAACAUAAGUUUGAUGAAUGCCAGAAGAAUUUGUCUAAUACUCCUGAGGGAAUAGCCGCUAAGCGAGAAAGCCUUAACGAUCUGUUAAGUCAACGACGAAACGCUACACUUCUUGUUAACAAUACUUUUGAACUGGGAGAGAAGCUGUAUCCUUCUACUUCACCUGACGGUAAAGAGAUAAUUGAACAACAACUUCAAGAUGUACAACAUGCUGUUGAUAAUCUGUUUGAGAAUAUUACAAAGGCUGAACGUAAUCUGGAUUCUGAGCUAAAUAAAUGGUCUUCAUUCGAAGAUAAUCUUAAGACAGUACAAGACUGGCUAGCUCUUGCCGAGAAAAAUUUGCCUAAAGAAAUUGAACUUAAGGCAACCUUAGAUGAAAAAAGAAGCCAAUUAAAUGUUUACAGAGAAUACUUACAAGAUGCCCUAUCUCAUCAACAAGAUAUUGCCGAACUCGAAAUGCGUGCUCAAAGUCUACCUGACGUGACUGAAGACAUCAAGAAAAACAUCAAUCAGUUGAAGAAUAGACAAGAAACUAUACUUAAAAGAGCUAAAUCAUUUGUAGAACAAUAUGAAGCUAUUGUUAAUAAUCACCAACAAUACUCUAAAGCAGUUAUGGAUUUGCAAGAAUGGGUUGAAGCUACCCAUAAUACUGCUCAGCUGUGGGGAGACGUUAACUUAGAAAGAGUGGCUUUGAGUAGUAAUUGCGAGAAGCUAAAGUCGUUGCAAUUAAGUUUACCUGAAGAGAAAAACCGCAUCGAUAAAAUACGAAGUAUUGGUGAGAAAGUAUUACCAGGAACAAUCAGCGGUGGCCAAACCAACAUUAGAAAUCAAAUUGAUGCAUCUCACCAAGAAUGGGAAGGAUUGGUGUCCUUCAUUAACAAAACUAUAGAAUCAAUAGAAAAUAAGAUUCAACAGUGGAAUGAAUAUGAGAAUAUGAAAGACCAAUGUUUAGCUUGGAUAAGAAACACAGACAAUCAAAUUCAUGGUGUCGACUUAAAGGCAACUUUACCAGAAAAACAAGAGCAAUAUAACAAGUUCCAAGAAUUGCAAGGAGAGGUGCGCGCUAAAGAAUUAGAAAUUGAUAAUAUUACAGAAAGAGCACAACAUUUGUAUACCGGAAUGUUAGGACCUCGAGGUUCUCAAAUAUCUGACCUAACUGUUAAAUACCAAAUGUUAUGCCAAAAAGUAAAAGAUUUAACCAAUAGAUGGCAACAAUAUGUAAAAACACACCAAGAAUUUGCAAGCAAUGUGACAGAGUGUUCUCAAUGGAUCGAAGAACUGAGAGACAAGCUAGAUUUUUGUUCCGAUCUAAGUUCAUGUUCCCAAGACGAUCUAGAAACAAAGUUGGUACUUAUUCAAAACUUACUACUGACCAAAGACGAGGGUUUUACAAAAGUUCAAUCUUUAGUAGAAUUAGCUCAAAAUGUUCUGGCGAAUACCGCACCAACUGGUCACGAUUCUAUCAAUAAUGCAUUAGUAGCUUUACAAGAACAAUGGUCGGCUCUUUUGUCACGCAUGAUUGACACCAAAAAUAUGUUAGAUGACUCUGUUACAAAAUGGGCUGGAUUCCUGGAACAAAUACAGCUUCUAGAAAAAAGUAACACUUGGUUAGAAAAUAGCCUUUCAGAAUUAACGCCCUUCGCAGGUUCCAUGACCGAUAAAAGGGCACAGCUCGAAAAACUAAAAGAAGUUGAAGAAAAAGCUCGUUGUGACCGUUUAGAGGUUGAUGGCCUCAAAGCCAAAGCAUCCGAAAUGUUAGCUAGUGGUCAGCAAAAUCAGGCUGCCUCUAAAGCUCAAGAAACCUUGAAUAAGUUUGAUUCCCUUUAUGAUAAAGUGAAAAAAUUACUUGCCGAUAGAGAGGAACAGUACAAAGAUCACAGGUUAUAUAAAGAAGCCCACGAUGAACUUAUUCAGUGGCUCGGAAGAGCGAGAGAAAAGGUUCCAUCAUUAAAAUCCAAACCACUUAGUGAUAAAUUGGCCAUCGAAAAUUCUGUAGCGCCUCUUGAUGCCCUCAUUAACAAGCAAGCUCAGGGAGAGCUUCUUUUAGAACAUUUGCAACACACUGGGGAAGUUCUUCUUGCAAGUACAUCUCCUGAGGGCCAGGUGGUAAUUAAAAACGAAAUGAAAGCUUUAAAAGAAAGCUUUGAUCAGCUCUUUAAUGAAAUUAAGCAACAAAAGAAUCAGCUAGAGGAUAUUGUGAAUCAAUGGAGAGAUUACAAAGAUGAGUAUGAAAGGUUAUCUGAUUGGUUACAGCAAAAAGAAAUUCUUAUUAAAAACCAUAAAGUGGCGCUGUUAGGAACUGCCAAAGAGAAAGGUGGUCAAGUUAACGAAGUGAAAGAGAUUGUUGAUCAGCUAAGCAAAGGAAAAGUAGACUUUGACAACUUCAAUGAUUCUUCUGCUGGAUUGCUCUCAUCUCAUUUAGACACUUAUGUAAAUAAUCAACUUAGACAUUUAAACUCCAGAUACCAAGUAUUGCUUAACAUGGGUAAUGAUGUCCUCAAGAAAGUCGAAAACAACUAUGAACAACAUCAAGCAUAUGAUGAUAAUUAUGCUAAGACUAAGAAGUGGAUUGAUGAUGCCUGGGAAGUCACCCGCAUUGGAAGUGAGGCAGGUAGCAACAGUAGUAAGGAAGCAUUACAAAAACGCUUAGAACAAAUCGAAGACUUGCUCAAACGUCGCGAAGAAGGUCAAAACUUGGUCCACGCGACCAUAAACAGUGGAGAAAAAGUAUUGAGAAACACUAGGUCAGACGGAAAAGAUAAAAUUAACACAGAAAUUAAAGAUUUGCAAAAUGAAUGGGACCGUCUUGUUAAGAAAAUGACUACGGCCAAAGUUCAUCUCGAAACUGCACUUUUGCAAUGGGCCGAUUACAGCUCAAGUUAUUCACAGCUUCAACAAUGGAUAUCCGAUAGAGAGGCGAAAUUGCAAGAGGUUUGCGAACAGAAAGUAGCUAAGUCUAAAAAGGGACAAGAUCGCCUUGCCGGUCUCACGACAGGCCUGAGCUUAGGCGAAAGAAAAGCAACCCUUCGUCAAACAAACAAUAUUGUUCAGGAUAUCGUUUCGUUUGAGCCCAUGAUUCAGUCUGUUACUUCUAAGGCUUCAGAAUUGAUGCAACAAGCUCCUGCUUCUGAAAUUACCAGCAAAUACGAGACAUUAUCGAAACAGGCGAAGGAUUUGUAUGAAAAGCAAAAAGAAACUGUAGAGCAACACCAAGCGUUUAUCGAUUCCGGCACAGACUUUGUCCAGUGGAUUAGAGCUGCAAAAGAGAGAUUAGGGAAGUGCUCCGAUGCGACGGGAGAUAAAGAGUCUCUUAGCAGCAAGAUUUCGCAACUGAAGGUAUUGGAAAGUGAAUUACCAGAAGGGCAAGCAAAACUGCAAAAAGCCUUAGAGCAAGGGGAGAUAUCCUGUGGGCUCGCUGAUGAAGAGGACAGAGAAGACAUUGAAGAAGAAGUGGCUCUAUUGCAAGAGGAGUACGAUACAUAUGUCGAGCAGCUAAACAGCACCAAGGCCCUAAUUGAAGGUGGUAUAGUUAAGUGGACGGAGUACGAAGAGCAUUAUAAGGAAGCCCUGGAGUGGUUGUCGAAGACUGAAAAAUUAGUUCAAUCAUUUAAUAAACUUCAAAAUAACCUCGAGCAAAAGAAAAUCGUUCUGGAGGAGUUCCAAGGUCAUUUACAAACUUUAUUCGACUGGCAAGCCGAGUUAGAUAAGCUUAACAUGCGAGCACAGACCUUGUUAGAAACCUGCGCAGACACGAGAAUAUCAAACGGCAUCACUCAGCUAACUACGAAGUAUAACGCGAUACUAUCUUUAGCCAAAGAAGUCAUGAAGCGAUUGGAGCUUCACUACCAGGAACACCAACAACACAACGCUCUCUACGGAGAAUGCCAAGACUGGCUCGACAGAACUCGAGAAAAACUAAACCAAUGCGCCGAAAUUCCCAACACCCUUCAAGAAGUUAACCACAAACUUAACACCGUAAAACUAUUACGUCAAUCCCUAGAACAAGGACAAAAUAAACUAAGAUAUUUACUAGAACUUAAGGAAAAAGUAAUAAUGAACACCGAACAAACGGGCGCAGCUAAAAUACAAGAAGAUACUGACAAUUUGAAACAGGAGUUUGAUAAACUUAUUGCGGACUUGCAAGAUGUCCGUAAUAAGCUAACAAACAGAGCUUCUCAAUUUGAUGAUAUUACCAAGGUACACAAAGUUCUAGUUGAAUGGUUGGAUGAUAUUGAUCAGAAAAUCCAAUCAGAUGAUUCAUUACUUAACGAUCUCUCAGAGAAAAAGGCUAAACUAGAGAAAUUUAAGACAUUUAACAGGGACAUUGAUUCUCACAAAGAUCUGGUCAAUAAAUUGAACGAAAAAUUACAAGAAGAUGCCUCGUUAAAGACAAAAGAUUUCGAGGACACUCUCCAAAGAUAUGAUGAUAUAAAGAAAACUGUUGACGACAUGAUUACUAAACUCGAAGACUACGUCAAUUCCCACAUUCAAUACAAAGAAUCUUAUGACAACUUCUAUGAUUGGAUUCGAAACUGCAAAAUCGAGAUCCAACAGUCUGCUGAUUCACACGGUGAAAAAGCCGAAGUACAGAAAAAACAGAAGAACGUGAAUAAAAUAAUUGGUUCCUUGCCUAAGGGCAAAGCCUUACUGGACAAAGCGGUGGCUCUGAGCGAAGCUGUUCUUGAAACUACUGGAAAUGAAGGCAAAGAUAGCAUUAACCAAGAUAUUAAACAAUUAAAAAUCGAAUGGGAAAACUUACAACAGAUUUGUAGAGAUACAAAGAAACUUCUAGAAAAAUGCCUGUCUACGUGGUCCGACUUCAUAGAAACAUCUGAGAAGAUGACGAAGUGGGUCAAAGAGUUUGAUUCAAAAUUAAAUGCUGUACAAAAAGUUGAUAAAAUCACUCCAGAAUAUCUGGAAAAAUGUCGCGAUUUGUUAGCUCAAGCAUUAGCGAACAAACAUGUGUUAGAAGAACUUAAUGAUAGAUGUGAAAACCUGAUGGAACUUAGUGCAUGUGCAUGGGUGCGUGAUAAAACGGUUAAUUUACAAACUGAAUACACCUCUCUCUUAACGAAAAUACAAAGCUUAGUUUCCAAUGGAGAAAAGAAUCUGUCAGACCACACAGAGUUUAUCAAGGCUAAAGAAGAUCUGCAACAAUGGUUGGAGACAGCCCACGGCACUGUGCACGAUUCAAUCGGAGUAGGAGACAUUGACACUACUAAAGACAAACUGGAGACUAUAAAACUUGUUAGCAAUAGAAUGACCGAGGGACAUCACUUAUUACUCGUUUUACAGGAAGCGUUUAAGAAAGCACUAAAUAACACUCCACCCGAAGAACAGGACGCACUCAGAAAUGACGUCAAAGUUCUACAAGAAAGCUGGGAUCAACUUAAGAUAGACUUGAACUCUAUAACAGCCCAGCUUAAAGCAGCCAUUGGCAAAUGGGAGGACUUUGAAGAAUCGAAAAAUAAAAUAAACCAAUGGAUCAAGGAUACAGAACAGAACUUAGACAAAGUUCCCCCGACAGGUGGAGAAUUGGGUGAAAUGAAGACACUUCUCGAGAAAUACAAACACAUUGAAGAUGAAAUUGACAACAAAUCGCCUGAAUUGCAACGUAUCAAAUGUGAGGCCAAUGAAUUGAGCAGUUGGGCCAGAAAGCCGGCAGUGAAAGAGGCGGUUGUGGAAAUAGAAAAGAAAUGCGCUGCUCUGAGAGCGAAAUGCGCUGCAAAGAAAACUGAACUAGAAUCUGAAAUCAAAGACUACAACCAUUAUCACCAAUGCUUACAAGACACAGAAAAGUGGUUACUGCAAAUAUCUUUCCAAUUGAUGGCACACAAUUCUCUUUACAUAUCGAACAGAGAACAGACUGAAGAACAAUUAGCUCAACAUGCGGUGCUACUUGAUGACAUCCAGAAGUAUCAAUCCACUUUGGAUGAUUUGGAAGCCCUGGGUCGUGCUCAAAUUGAGAGAUAUGAAGCUACAGCACCGUCCAUAAGAGACACUGUUGGAAAACAGUUGAAGAACGUAAACGACAGUCAUAAGAGCUUAUUGGCCACUGCUCUUCAAAUCGAAAGACGUCUGAGAGAGGGAUUGGCUAAAUUUAAGGAGUACGAAGAUACACUAGAAAGCAUUUUGAACAAUUUGGACGAAUGUGAACCUGCCAUUACGGAGUUAGAUGUACCAGUGGAUGGAUUAGCUCACGGCCGAGAUUUACUUGAGAAAGCCAGGGGACUUCACAACCGUCUCCAAACGGAAAAAAGCCGUUUAUCAGCAGCCGUGGCGGCUUGUUCAGCUGCCGCAGCAUCUGUUUCACGUCCAUCCUCUCCGGCUGACAGUGCCCCACUGCCUAUCCCUCCGCGGGAGUUACACGUCAGGGCCCGACUUGAAGACCUUAUUGAUCAGAAACAUGUAAGUGAAGUGGGCAGCGCCCGCGUUGAUGCUUUACUAAAGAAUGUCGAAGCACCCGAGUUCAACGAGAAAUUGGACACGUUAGAGAAUAGGGUACAAAGUCAUCUAGAAACUCUCCGAGAUGCGGUUCAAGAAAUGGAGGAGGCGAUGAAACAAGUUCUUGAGAUUCAAGAUUGGAUAAAUGUUCACAAAGCUUUAGCCAAUGAUUGGCUCUCAAAUCCAUCAAAACUCCGCCCUGAAGCAGCUAAACAAGACAUGGCUGCGAUGAAUGAUGCUCUUGCGUCAUUGACCGAGAAGAGGAAUCGAUUACUAACUGAAAUUCAAACUGAAGGCCUCGAAGAUGAAAUCAAUCUAGAAGAAGAGUUAGCUGAAUUGGAACAGACAAUUUUGAAAUCUAUUGAAAGGGAAAAGAACAACCAAGCCGUUAUUGAUGACUUCCGCCACAAAUGUCAGGAGAUCCACGAUUGGUUUGACGCUGUACUCAAGAAAAUGUGCUUGGCCGAUAAGGGCUCCGGUUUGCCGUGCCCACAGAAACUCAAUGCUUUGAAAGAACUUUCAUCACAGUUUGAUCAGGAUGGCAAAGAGAAAGUAGAGAACAUAAAGACAAUAGGAACCCAAGUUAUUAAUAUUGUUAGUAAUUUGGAAUCUCAACAAGUAGAAGAACAGAUGAAAUCUGUCGAAAGAAGAUACAACGACAUUGGUAAACGUAUUCAGCGUAAAUUACAAAUGCUCGAGAUAACUUACAAAGCUAUAGAUGGUACUAAGAGUGAAGUUGCUGCACAAAAUGAAUGGCUUCAAAAAGCUAUUGAUACUGUACAGCAUCCUGAACCGCUGGGCUUUGAAAGUAAGGCUGUAAAGGAACGUCAGAAAAAAAUGGCUACUCUUCUUAAAGAGGCAGACAGUAAGAAGACAGCCAUAGACUCUCUUGAGAAAAAGCUCAGCAAUAUUCAAUCUGAAUUAGAACCGUCAGAGCAAAUGCAGUUAGAAUCGGAACUAGCUGAAUUAGCUUCUAAACAAAAGCAGUUAGCAUCUUUGAUUAAACAAGAAAUAGAACGACUGGGUGGGUGUAAUGAAAUCAGGAAGAAAUUAGAGAAUGAUAUGGAAAAAGCAAAGAAUUGGCUCAAAGCUAAACUAGCUGAAGUUAAGAAACUAGGCGGAUCCAUUCCUUUAGAAGCCGCAAAAAUUGAAAAAGAAGUAACAACUCACAAGAAACACCAAACGGAGCUCGCUGAUUUCCAAAACGAUACUUUAAGUGAAGUUAUCCGACAGGGCAACGCCGUAUCUAAAGACUGCUCGAAUGAAAACAGAGCUAAACUUCAAGCGAUGUUAGAAGAUCUUAACAAAAUGUACACAACCGCAAAAGUGGACAUAGAUGAGAAGCUGGCUGCUUUAAAUAAAUUAUUGCAAAUUAGAAAUGAAUUUGAGGCUGACGUUGCGAAGAUUCAAAGCUGGUUGAAUGAAGCUGAAGUUGCAGCUACACCGGAACUGAGAACUACAAGCCUUCAAAUACUAGAGGAGCAGUUAGUUAAGUUUGAAAAACUCAGUAAAGAAGCUGACGAUGUUGAAAAGAAUAUCAAUAAGAUAAAAGAUAAAUCCAAAGAUAUUAUGGAUUCUUUAUCUGACUCCAAUAAGUUACAACUUAAAGAACAAGUGAACAUCCUCUCUGAUAGAUUUGCUAGAAUUAACGCUAUUAUUCACGACAAAAAGAAUAUAUUAUUAAAACACAUCAAAGAAUAUAAAGACGCUGCUGCCAAGAUUGCAGCAGCCCUUGAAUUCCUUAACGAGAUUCAAAACAAACUAAAAGUGUUGAACAAACCAAUAGGAAGUAAAGUGGAAGAUGUUCAACCAAUCAUUCAAGCAUAUGAAACUAUUCUGGACGACUUAAAGAAAAACAAAGCUAUGCUAAAUGAAUUGCAAGGAGGAAAUUUGCAUGAUUUACAGGACAUCCUUACUAAACAAGAUGAUUUGAUGAGUACAAUUGAAGACCAAAUAUCGAAACUCAAACAACUGUUAUUAUUGCGUGAGCAGUUCUUUGCACUUGUGAAGGAAAUUGAAGAAUUUAUUACUAAAUACACGGAAUUGACAUCCGAAAUAGAAAGAUCAAAUGACUCUCUAGAAGACAAGAUUAAACGAUAUGACGAUAUCAUUCUUAAAAUCCAAGGCUGUGAGGCGUUGUUAGCGACUGCAACUGAUAAAGGUCAACAAAUCGCCGCUGAAGGCACUGUGAUUGAUAGAAACAAUAUAACUGAAUUGUUGCAAUCCCUGAAGCAACAGUUGUUGACAUUAAGACGUACAGUUGAAUCUAAGAGGCAAGAACACGAAAGAGCUGCGGCAGAACACAAAAAACUUGCUGCAGAUCUCUCAGAAAUAUUACAAUGGCUACACGACAAUGAAGCAGUCGUUCUUUCAAGACCACUACUCAGUAGAGACGUGGCCAGUGUCGACAAGAAACUGGUCGAACACGCUGCAUUGGCGAAGAACGUGCAAUCUUAUUUAGAUAAAUUUACUAACAUCACAGAUGCUAUCAAAAAUGACGAUGGUGUACCCGGAAGCCUACUCGAGAUGGUAUCUGAUGGCAACUCAUUGAAAACGUCUCUCCCUGCCGAAUUGGCGAACCGUGAAAAGCAUCUUCAAGACAACAAGAAAUACAGACAGCAAUACAUACAAAUGGUUGAGAAAUUAAACAUUUGGGUAAACGAAGCGAAUAUCCGUCUCGGAAUGGGUAAAAAUGGGACCGACUUUGAGAACAUCGAAGCUGAUUUAGAAGAGCACAAGUCGUUCUUCAGUACAUCGGAGCCAGAAAUGAAGGACUUGGUUGGCAAACGAAUGCAGGACAUAGUAGACAAAAUAUGGUCUUCCCUAACACCGUCUGAACAGGAAGAGCUAUCGAAAGAACACCAGAAGAAUACACAGCUUCUAAAGAAUACCUUGAAUUCGGCGAAGUCACGUCAAGCGCAAUUGGAACAAGAUUUGGAGAUAUGGAAGGACUUCUGCCAGCUCGUAGAGAAGAUUAAGGCAAUUCUGGAUAAGAAUGAGAUUCCUGAUGAACCUGUGACUAGUGUGGACGCGUUGAGGCUGCACAUCGAGAAGCUGAACCACGCCAAGUCUGACUUAGAGAACCAGCAGCCGCUCCUCGACGUAGUUCGGGAGCGUGCUCGCGAGUUGUCGAGCGGCGCAGACGCAGCGAGCGGUGAACGCGUCGAGCACCGCACGAGGGAACUCGCUGAACGUUGGAAUAUCGCAUGCGAAGGCUUAGCCAAGCGUGCAGCAACCGCAGACACGCAACUCCACCGUUGGACCCAACUACUCGACACUCAAAGGGGUCUCUCGUCUGCUAUCACAGCUGCUAACGAUAGGCUUCGGCAGUUAGACGCUAGUCCAAGUACGAGGAGACGCGCUGUGGACACAAGGCAUGCUCUGCAGGAGCUGCAGACUGAAGUAUCAAGCCUUGAAGAGAGUCGUGACGACUUGUUGGAGCACGCGGAUUUCGUCGUAUCACUAUUAACACCACAUUCGCAGCAGUUGGCUGAAGAAACGCGCGCCGGUGUACAAGACCUUGCAGACGCAUAUGAGAAAUUGCGACAGACUCUUGCGGCGAGACUCGCGGAGAUAGACGAAAUCGUUUCUGAAUUCGAUCGCGUGUCCGAAAACAUUGAAAAGUUUCGCCAACAGAUCGAAGUUUACAUCGCCAAAGUCGGGACCUUCUACGUAUACGGGGAAGACGACGCGGACGGUGUCCGCGAUUUGGCAAAACAAGUUUCUGAUCUUGUUGACAAUACGAAGGGCUUCACCGAAGAUAGCAGGAAGCGAUACGGAGGCUCGGCGCCAGCUGACGUUGCGCAGGAAUUGUCUGCUUUAGAAUUAUCAGCAGAAGCAUUAGCCGCAGCCAUGGAGGAGAAGGAGAGGGAGUGGAAGAGAGCGAAGACGGCCCGCACCGAAUACGCAACAGACGUCGAAAGCGUCCAGGCGUGGGUCCGGGCGGCUGAGCUCACAGCCAAAGAGAGGACUCUACCCCCAGAAGCAUAUAAAGAAAGAUUGGUAUCAACCAGAUCUGAAAUUCCUAAUAUUGCAGACCGCAUGGAAAGACUUAGCCGUAAUGCCCGUGCGAUUGUAGAAGGAAGCAGGGACGCUGCGGAACGCCAACUCAUUCAAUCCACAGUCACAGCGUUAUCUGAACAAUUCAGCGCUGUCUGUAGUGAACUGGAAGCUCGACAGACUGCUGUCGAAGACGCUUGUGAUGCCGUGGCUAGAUUCCUUGCCUUGUUAGAGAAGGUCCUACUAUGGGUAGAAACACAACGUGCUUUCCUUGCGCGGCCACUUCCGUUGGCCGACUUGCAGGAGGCCCAGCAGAAACAAACUGAAUACGGGAAUGCUCUUAAGAGUUGUAAGCAGCAAGCUAAAAAUUUGGCAGACAUGGCUAAAGAAAUCGAAGUUAUAGAACGCGUCACCAGUCCGGGAGAUUUACCUUCUAGAUUGGAAGCGGCCGAAAAUGCUACAGUCGAUGUCGAAAAGAAAUUAGCUAAAACAAAUGGACUGUUACAAGAAUUAGCAGAAGAAUGGGAAAGGUGUGAAAAGAAAUUAAAGGAUGUAGGCCACUGGAUAGAAGCUACUACUAGGACCUUAGAGGCUCCUCAAAGCACGAAGAAGCCACUCAGAGAUAGACUUGCUCUGAGAGAGAAACUCAUUAACGACAUAUCAACACAGAAAACAAAAAUAUCUUAUGCCGUCGAGAAACUCAACGUACACUUUGGCCCGGAAGGCGUGGCGUCGCAGAGUCAGUUCCCCGAAGGAGUUCAGAUUCUAGCACGAGACCUUUGCGAGUCUUUAGACUCCCUCGGUUCUAGAACUUCUGGCCAAGCUCAGCAGUUGGCGGCCGCGCUCGCCCAAGUGGAAGCCUACUGCGCUGACAUUGUGCGCCUGCGCACUCAGCUGCUGGAGGCCGAACAGCGGCUGAGGCAUGCCGCUCAGCCCAACUACAGCCCUCGAGAUCCAGACACGAAACUCAGGCACCAACAGGAAUUCACCCGGCGUAUCGAAGAGCUGACUCGGAGCAUCUUCGAGUUGGACCCGUUCUACGUGGUGGAAGACGACCCGGCGGCCACUCUAGCGAUGCUCGUGUCCACGGCUGACCGAGCGCGCGCUAAUCGCCGCCCACGCUCUCCCGAACGGCGAGAGGCCCGCAGUCCGCCCACGCCCGCCUGGCUGCUGCCUGGUACCACCUACGCCGAGAUAGUCAAGGGGCAAAACUCGCGCUCCAGCUCUAUUGACUCGAGACAGCAUAGCGCUCAGCGAGUCACGCACAGAAUGCAUACACCUGAAGCGAUGGAAGUCGAAGUCAAGGAACCGGUCAUUAGAGAGAUGACGAUUGGCAGCGCGAGUCCUGAAAUACAGCAAAGUGAUAGUGUAGUGAGAAAGUCCUCACCAAGUAUGAGUGAAACGUGGGAUUACAGUGAAAUCCCCCAGUGUCGCAAUAGUGAGAGUGAUAUAUUCAGUGAAAACGUCUCCUAUGAUUCAGUUUCAAAGACACAAAAUUACUUAUACGGCAGAAAUGAAGAUGUGGAUGCAGGAUCCGCCAUCCAACAAAAUCCAACGACAUCAGUAGAAAGUCAUUUGACUCAGAUUCUUACUUUACCACAAUUGCAAACUCCCGACGAUAGGGCUAGGUCAAUAAGUCCAGCGAAUAGAUAUAGAUCGCAAGAUCUAUCGUAUGCUGAAAUUUUAGCUCUUGGACUCAAAAGGCAACCAAAAACACAGGUUAUAAUGUCUUUACCUAAACCACAGGUAGCCCAAGUUGAAAUAGUAAAAGAAAUUAUCGUUGAAGUUGAGAGGGCUCCCCAACAACACGUUAUUGAUAAAAAAAAUAUGUCUAAAGAUACUACAAAAUACAGGUCUGAACGACCAGAUAGGCCAGAGCGACCUUCACAACGAAGCCGCUCUAGAGAUAUGCCUCGUCAAAGAAGAGGACCUGAAAAACGACCGACCAAAAAUCAUGAUACACAAAUAUUAAAAAAGAAAAAAAUAACUAAAAAAGUUAUAGAAGUGGAAGAAUUUGAAGAAACACCUGACGUUGUUUCUACAGGACCAAUAAAAACUGUUAUAAAUCCACCAUUGCCAGAAGCACGAGAAGAUGAUCUUAUAUUGAAGUCCCCAUUUAUAAUUACUGUAGAAACCAAAAAUGCUAGUGAUGUUGAUGAAUCGAAAUCAGAAUCUAUUGAACCUAUCAAUAAAAAACUAAAAAAGAAACCAAAAUCAAAACGUACUAAAGAUAGUGACGAUGAGAUUGAAAAAGCUCUAAAAGAAAUUGAGAGAAAUUCAUCCAAACAAAGAAAAAAGAAACAAAAAACUAUAAAUGAAAAACCAAAAAAAGAAAGCGACACUGCUAUAAUAACAUGCAACACAGAAUCUUUAGACGUGUCCGAGGAACUCGUAAAGCAAGAACCCACAAGUCAAGUGAUAAGCAUGGAUUCUAUAACUGAUCAACAAGAAAUAAAACCACAAGAUGUUGUAGAUGUUUCUAUUCAUAUAUCUAUUGAUUCUGCAUGUAAGGAAACAGAUGAUUCUUUUAUUAAAGGUAAAAUUACAAAUACUGAUGAAAAAUGUAAAAAAAGAAAGAAAAGUAAAAAGAAUAAAGUUUCAUCGGAAUUAAACACUCAAAAAUUAGAUGAUAUUGAACAAUCUAUUGAAAGUAACGUUGAAAGCAAAAGUCAGAUGAUUGAAUUCAAGGAAAAUGUACAAGUACUGCAAGAAAACACAAUAUAUACACUAAAAGAAAAUAGUACAUUAAAAGAAAAUUUAGUUACUCUGGAUUGGAAUGCUCUAAUGGAGGAAGAAGAAAAUGUUACAGAGUCUUCUAUUCCUCUCGAAGGAGAAAACUAUCAAAUGAAAGAUAUAUCGGCACAAGUUGCUACCGAAGUAAAUAUUAUACCAGAAAACAAUGAAAUUUAUGAUUCACAAAGUAUUUCACAAACAGACCUGUUCACAGAACCACUUAGUCAAAAUAUUGUUGAACAAUAUGAAGAUCUACUAAGCACAAACCAGGAACAAGAACCUGAGUUCUCUGAACCAAGUACUUCCACGUUGCCUAGUAUAAAUCAGGAAGCGUGUACAGUUGAUUUUAAUGUGGGUACAGAAAUAAUACAACCACCACACAUGAUGUAUCAAUUACAUAAAAAAGAAGGUCAACCAUCGUUAGAAAGUAAAGAAGAACUUGAAACAUAUUCAUCUAGUGACAUAAAACAUAUAAAAACAAUCAUUGACGAAUCUUCUGAUGAUAUUAAGCCAACUUCAAUUAUUUCAAAUAAAAGUGAGAAAAAUAACAACUAUAAGUUUAUACCAAUUGAUCCUUUAAAAGAGAUUAAUGAUGUGGUGGAAACCGAAACUUGUAAACCACACGACGUAGAUACUCAUACAAUUUAUCUAAUAACUCACGAAGAAAAGAAGCUACCACCUAUUAGAACUGUCAAAGUAUUUACAAGUAAGGACGUUCCUACCGAUGAUGUAAUUGAAAAUCCCAAUAACGAACCAUUGACUUCAAAUGUAACGGAAGAGAUUAUUGAAUCUGUGACCAGUAAUGAAGAAAUACAAUUCAGUGACGUGCAAACUACAUCCGAAAUAAAAUCAUUUAAUAUAGUAAAUUAUAAUGAAACUGUAAAUGAAAAUGCUGCUAAAACUAUAACUAAUGUCGCCACUGAAACUGAAAUUGACAAAACUGAAAUGUAUGCAUUAGAAGAAGUAAUAUUUGGAUCGGUUCAAGAUCGAAAUAAAUCCAAAGAAAAUACAGAAAUUCCCUACAAAGAGCUCAUCGACGAAGUCAAAACAUAUUCCAUAAAUUUGGACUAUCAGCAAUUAGACUAUAACUUUUAUGAGCUGAUUAAAGGCGAAAAAGAAAUUCAGUCCCAAAAUUAUAAUGAAAACGAAUUAGCUUCGAAGCCAGAAUUAUUACCUGUACUCGAUUUAACAUUAACUGAAUCCGAAUUUCAGGGUUCAAAUGAAAUAUCAGCAAUAUAUGAAAAGCCUAUCGAUGACUAUUUCAAAAUUACAGAUUCUGAAAAGCUAUUGGGCUGUAUUAAAAGUAUUGAUGAAAUAGAAAAUGUAAAAGUGGUUUCGCCUUUGUCAAAUGUAUAUCAUAUAGAUAAGAAACAAUUACCUGAAUGUAAAACGGUAAAAUCAUCUAAUUCGGAAGAUGAAAAUUUGCCAAACAAUUCAGAAAACACAAUCUUAUUAAAUGAGGUUGUAAUCAAUAUGAAAUCUGAAAUGCCACGGCAAAUUUACUAUGAACUUCGUGAUGCAGAGAAAAUGUUGGGGGUCAUGAAUUAUAAUAAAAAAUUGUAUAUUAUUGAUGUGAAUAAAGAUAACGAGAAAGAAGUCAUAAUUCAAGAAACAGACAUAAAAAACAACCCUAUACGACAAAAUAUUUCUGGUGUUGAGGAGAAUGCGGGCGAUGUAUGUAAAAAAUUAAAGUGUGAAUAUGAACAACUACCAUACAGUUAUCAAGAAAUUAAAAAGGCUGAAGAAGUUUUGGCAAUAAAGAAUUCAAGAGAAGCAAGUGUGGAACCUGCAAAUAUAAUAGAAAAUCCUCAAGGAAGUAAUAUGGCUUUACAAACGAAUAACAUUAGUAUUGAUCAAAACAAAGAGAAACUCAAAAAUUAUUCUUCACAUUUGAUUGAAGUUCCGUAUUAUUCGUACAUUGACAUUAGAGACGCAGAAAUUUUACUUGCGAGUAUAACCAAAACUGUCCCCCAGGAACCACUAAAAGAAACAUUGAAAAAUGAAAGUGAUUUGGAUAUUACUUACAUUAAAACUGAAGAAAGUUCUAUAAAUGAACCAUUAAAUGACUUAGAUGUCCAGAUACCCCUUAAAACAUUCGUGAAUAAUUCCUUAAUCAUGGAAAUACCACGAUUCAACUAUCAAGAAAUUCAAAACGCUGAAAUGAAAUAUGGCCAAACAUGUGUCCAAAAUACCAAAUUGUGUCAAAAUACUGAACCUGCUUUGUCAGUUUUUGAAUCUAGUUCUCCUAAUGUGAAUGACAUGAAAGGCGAAGUAUACCUGGAAGUAUCUAAGGCUGAUGCAUUGGAAGGAAGCAAUGAUAAUGAUGUAAUCACAAGGAAUUCAACUCUUUCAAAGGAGUUAUUAAAUAGUGAAACUGAAAAGUAUGUUGAGAAGAUUAUUACACAAGAGUGUAACGUGAACUCUAAUUUAAAUAAAAAAGAACUAGAAGAAAAUUCAGCUGACAUUGCAACAUGUACAUUAGAUAACAUUAGUCGGGAGGAUGAAAUACCCUCAGUAAAUAUUGUAUGUGAAAAAGUAGAAAAUAUCGAGCAGACAUCUGUCAUACAGCUAAACGAUGAAGUUAAUUUAGUUAACGAUGAGGAUGAUUUUGUUAUUGUUGAUAUGCUUAACGAUAUCUAUGAAAAUAUCGAUCAGGCGGUAAAAAAUGCAUCCGCAGAAGUAGACAGACAGGAAAACCAGACGUUACAUUUAAUUGAUUAUUCGAUACCACCUAUAAAGGAAACAAAUAAAAACGCUCAACAAAAUCCUACAAAUAUAUGUAAUAUAACUGACAAAGAAGAAACAGAAAUAAUCGGAGAAAUUUGCAACUUAGAUGUUUCAAACCAAUCUGUACCCACUGAAAAUAAAGCACCGUCAGAUACAGAGCCUGACUUUGAAAUAAUUACUACUCCAAUUUCUGAUAUUCAGGACCUUGAAAUUAUUGAGCCUCUACCUAUCUCGGCGGAUGAUCACUUAAUUAUUCACACAAUCCAAUCGACUGAUGCCCAUCAGCCUCAUUUCACUGAUACGCCCGGUCUCUUUGAUACGGUGAAAGAAAGUACGGAUUUAAAUAUAAUCAAUAUUGACAAAAACAAUUACGAAAUCGUUACAAAAGACAUAAAAGUUGACAAUCGGGUUGAAAAAUCACCCAUACAUAGCUUGCAUGAACUUUUGCCAGAGAUAGAUUCUAUUCCGGAGUUUAAACCUACAUAUCCUAAAACAUUCUUUUCUAACUUAUCCGCUGACGCGCCAGAGUUUACCCCAUCUUAUAUGUUCCAAAGUACCCCUACUGACACUGUUCCUAAUGCUUUGGAAAACCCAGAUUCUGACACUGAAGUGAAGCGCAAAGAAUUGGAUUCAAAAUCGUACUCUGCUGCUGCUGCUGCUGCUUUAAUCACAAUGGAAAGCAAAAACAAGGAAGACACAGUCCUACAUCACAAACUAGAAGAUAUAGGGAGGGUUUCACCAACCAUAAAUGCAGAAAAAAAUCCUGAUAGUGAUCUGUUUAAAAAUUUAGAAAUUAAAAACACGUCUAUUAUACCUCAAGCCAAUACAGAUACGGCAAAUGUAUGGGUUAAAAUGUUAGAUGACAGUAAAUCUUAUGCAGAAAUUGUGGCGGAAGGACUUGCAAUAAAUGAACAAAAGGCAGAAUGCCAAGAAACUUCAAACUUUGAAGAAUCCCCUUCCACAAGUUUUGUAGGAGAAAAAACGUUACAAGAUAUAACAACCGAAAAUACAAAAGUAGAGGUUGGUAGCUCAUGGGCUAAGAUAGCAGCUACAAAAUCGCCGUUAAUUGUUAAUAAAAAUACAUUUGAACAAACAAUGCCUGUUCCAGCUACUAUCCAUAAUAAAACACCAGUUAUUUUAGUUGAUGAAUCUGAUGUAGAUCAUUAUAAAAUACCAAAGGAAAUAGAUGCUGAUGGAUUUAUCACUGUUGAAAGAAGUAGACAUUCUCGAUCAAGAUCUAGGGAAGUUCAAUCGACCUCUGCUAUAAAUAGAGGUAUUUCGCACCGGGAUAAAUCAGAAAACAGAUUUGAUGCUCUUUUAGAUACGCUGAAAUCUGAAGAAGUGGAACAAUUCCAAAAAGCUAAUUCUGAAGACGAACAAGAAAAUAAACCAAAGCCAAGAAAAAGUCGGUCCCCCAAAUCAAGAGACAAGUCGGAAAUAUUAAAAUAUGAAGAAAAAUUACAGUCAACAAAGCUAAAAGAAGUCCUGCCUCAACAAGUGGAACAUAUUAAAUAUGAAUCAGAUGAUACAGAAAAUAAGAAAAAGUCUAAGAAGAAGAAGAAAAACAAAAAAUCGAACAUCAAAAUAACAGAUUCAUCCCAAGAUGCAAAGGCUACUGAAGAAAUCUUCCCUGAAACAUUAAGCGAAAAGAAACAGAUUAACAAAAGUGAUCUAUUAGAAACAAAUAUAUCUACACCGGAUUCUAUACAUACCCCUGUAAAAGAUCGUGUAUAUUCCGAUGCUCAGUAUUGGAAAGUCGAUGCAAGUGACUUAACUGAGUUAAGCAGUCUAUCUGAAACUAUAACAAUAGAGUUAAGUCCAGGACAAGAAUUACAAUUUGAAACAAGACCAUCAGUCCAAUCCGAAUCAUGCUUAAUUGAAUCAAAUGAAGAAGUAAACACACCCGAUCCACUUGACUCUUUGAAUUCAGACAAUAACACAAUACACACUAACCUAUCGGAAGAGCAAUCUCUUGAAAGCAAAAUGGCAGAUCUGCAAAGGGAAAUUGAGGAGAUGCUUUUGCCAGAAAAUGAUAAUUCAAUGACCAGUGAUGUCACGCCAAAAGAUUUAGCAGACACGAAUGAAUCUCUUGAUGAACAAGACGAAAUUACUGAGAAUAUGUCUCCUUCUCUGGCAUCACCAGAACCUGAUGAUUAUCAACAAAUUCCAGCUGACGAAGAUAUAAUGCAAGAGUCUAAAAUUGCUUUUAAAGAAGCGCUUCCAACUACUGUUACUACUACCGCAUUGGAAACAAAUAAGCAGAAUGAAGACAUAUUUAAGAAGCAAGAAGUGGCACUUAAAAUAGAGGAAGUAGCAGAACAUGAAUCCAUUGUUAAUUUAGAACACGAUAAAAACAGUACAAAAUCCUUAUCUACUAAUAGUGACUCUAUUACUAACAAUAAACUACAAAAUAACUUGAAAACGGAUAAUUUCUGGGUAGAAAAAUCAUUUAUUGAUGAUGCGGAAAAACUCAUGCUAACUUCACCUGUCAAUAAGCCGGAAACUAAUCUAGUUAAAAUAGAUACCAAACCGGAAAUUGUUAAAGUAGAAGAAAAUCUUAUCAACGACAGUUCAUUUUGGCCUGAAAAGUAUUUAUACCACGACGCCGAGUGUCACUAUUUCCUACAGAGGGAAAUAAAAACCAAAGUCAACGAUACUAAUAUCCAUAUUGAGGCUAACGACGAGAAUGAUAAAGAUCGCGAUCCCGGUAGUGGUUCCGGUCAUUCUUCUGAUUUGGAUGAGAAGGAUCCGCAUGGAUCGUGCGGGUCUCCUUCCGAUUCCAACUACAUAUCCAUGGACUUGCCCGGUGGAAUUUGUAGUUGGAAAGAUCAAACGUCAUAUCUCAGCAUUGAAACGCCCACGGAUUCCUUAUUGGAGUCUGUGAGUGAAAUAUCUCGCGUAGGUUUCGAUAUGUCAGAGGAUUCACUAACAACCCCUACCCUAGAACCAGUCGCCCUACCUGACCCCCUACAGGAGCCGUCGGCCGCAGUGGGAGCCCGGACUACCAAGGAUGAGUUAUCUUACGAUAUUGAAACAUUGCUCGAAGAGGUGAAGAUAGUUCAGGCUAAUUUAUCAGAUCUACCAAAUGAAAGUCUCGAGGCGAUGGAACAUGGGCUCGUGGAGGGCAUAUCAAUUCUAGUCAAGUGUGGAGAAGCAGCCGAUAUGUUAGAGCAAAACGUUAUGGAAUACCGUCAAGAGCCCGAAGCACAGAACCUGAUGAAGGAUCUCGUUGCCAUGAAAUCUAGGAUUGCUAAGUUGUUGAUUCAGGCCCGCCAAGGAUUGGCCACCAUCCAGGUAAGAAAGGAAGCGAAAAAAGAAAUUGAAAGACAAACACAGUACAUUGAAGAAAACAAAUCAAAAAUUUGUAAAUUAGAUCAUUGGCUCGAAACGAUUAAUACUGAGCUUAAAGAAUCUACACAACAAGGAGAUGUCCUUACUGAAGAUAAUAUUUUAAGAUAUAUUGAAAUAUAUGAACGUUACAUAAGAGAAUAUGAAGAAUAUGAAAUUAUAUUGAAGUCCAUUUCGAUUUCAACAUCUGAGGAUUCUAGUAAAAUUAGGGAAAAGGUUAUUUUAACUAAAAAAACAUUAGAAGAAACCAAACAUCUAGUCAUUAAUGAGAUAGAAAGGCUAAGAGAAAUAUUGAUACAAAUAAGAAGCGCACCAGAGGUGAUUGAGGAGGAUAUAUCUCAAACGGAUAGAACAAUUGAUUCGACAUCGAUGCCUGAAGAAAUUGUUUCACCUCGUGAUACUAAUGUGAUCAAAACGGAAAGGCAACGUUAUCUAGAGGAACCUUUUAUGCAUGAAAGUAAUAUCACACAAGUUUCAACAGAAGUAAAGGAACCAUUCGAAACUAAAGUAAAAAUAACAACUGAAACGAUAGAAACUCAAACUGGAAAGAGUUUAAUGUCCGACGAACCUUCUGUCACUGACAAGUCUGUAUUAUGUCAACCUGAUCCAAUAUCUACUCAUGAUGUGUCCAUAACCUGUGCACCACCGAAAGAAAUUGAAGUGCAGACAAGUGAACCCUCCUCGAAAGAAAAAGAAAUGUUAGAAAAUAUAGAAAUUAAGAAGACCAUCUCAGAUGGCCAUGAAACAAUUGAAAUUCAAAGUAAACCUAUUAUGCGUGACUUCAAGAGCGAUGAAAGAUCUCUUGUCGUAGGUGCCGACUACAAUGAUUCUGAUGUCGAUAAAAAUUCUACACUCAAUAUAACACACAGCUUGCCACAAUCAUUUGAAACUAUCAUGGUGGAACCUGACGAAACUACGACAGAAGUUGUCGUAGACGCAGACGGCACUAAACGAAUAAUUGUAAGGAAGGUACGAAAAACACUUGUUACUAGACAGCAAGUAGUACACUCUCAACAGCAGAAACAACAGUUGUUCUUAGAUGAGGAUAUACCACGUGAUCAAACCUUCAGUCAAAUAACUAUCGCAGGUGAUGCAGGUUCCACUUCUAGUAUCUUAGAAGGUGGAGUUACUCAAAAUAUACAAUAUAAAACAUAUAGUGGUGAAAUUCUUUCUAGUAUUCCUAGUGGAGAAGUUACUAUCCAAGAAUUUACUUCUAAACCUGAUAUAGUAAUUGCUUUAGAGAAAGGUAUGGGACCAGAAGAAAUCCUUCAAAUUGCGGAAGGUGAAAUAAAGCCACAUAUAGAAACGUCGUCCUCAAGUGUAACUGCUAUUGUUCAACAAGUUACCAAGAGGAUAGUUAAAACAAGGAGACGUAUAAUUAGAAAGGUAGUUAUAAUUGAUGGCAAAGAACAUAUUUCUGAAGAAGUCAUAGAAGAACCUGAAAAUGUAGAAAUUUCAGAAGAACAGAUUCCAAGAAUAUCAAUAAAUGUGAGAGACUUUGGUUCAGAUAGGCAAUUUACGGAAACGGACAAUAACGGGGAUGACGAUAGUAAAAAACCGGUCCAGAGGGAUAAUAUUAACAAAGAUUUUCCUAAAAAAAAUUGGCCUAAAACGCCUGAAACAACAGACAAGUCUGAUGGUACAGAACAAGAUAAAAAUUCUCAAAAAGAAGAUAAAGAGUUAAAGAGCGUUGUAGAAGAGUUUAUAAAAAAUGAGGGCAAAGUAGACCAUAAAGAUUUACCUGGUUUUAUUGACGUGGAUUCUAAAUUAGGUAACGCUGAAAUUGAGACUACCAUUAAAAAUGAAUCGGAGGAGCUUGACCCUCAAGAAUACAUAGGACUUAAAGAUUCCACAAUAGAAUCAUCGACGACGAAUGUUUCUUCCGUCAUUCAAAGGGUUACAAGAAAAAUAACAAGAACGAAAAAACGUAUUAUAAAGCAUAUAAAAAUAAUCGAUGGUCAGGAGCAUGUAACCGAAGAAGUUAUAGAAGAACCAGAAGAUAUUGAAGUAAUAGAAGAAGAACCAAAAAUAAGCCAUACGUUGCAAGAGCAAAACACUCGAACAAAACGCAUAAGAAUAAUAAAACAAGUACAAAUAAUUGAUGGCAAAGAACAUACCACUGAACAAGUUAUAGAAGAUUCGGGUGAUGAAUAUGAACCACCUGAAAUUGACGAUCGUAUUCACCCAUCAGAAACAGAUCAUUACGUUGUAACUCUACCUCCUGAAGAAAUCUGUAAUCAAAAUAAAGCUACAAGCAAUAACCUAAUAUCUGAUAUUUGUGGAACUACAGAAGAAGUAGUUGAGCCUGAUGAAGAAAAAGCAUUUGAAGCACUACUUCAAAAAUCUAAUAUUUUAGAAGAACUGCCUGUACAUUCACUUAAAUGUGAUAUCAAAGACAAAACUGAUCACACAGUCCAAGACUGUCAAAACCAACAGAUUCAACUGAAAUCAGAAACGGCAAAAACUACCGUGGAAUUGACUAAAUCGUUAAUUGACAGCGAGAUUAGUGAUUCAAAUAGGAGUAACACACUGGAAGAGGCUUUGAAAUUUUCAAGUGAGAAAGAUAAUGUAUAUAACAAUCCUAGUCAAAUUACUACAGAAAAUAUAAUUAGGAAAGAAUUCCUAGGUGACAAGAAAGACGAAAUCCACGAUAAUCCACAAGACGAAUCUUUAGACAAGCCCGACUUGGAUACAGAUAAAUCCCAAGCGAAUAAGAAACAAGUUAUUUCUGAGGAAACAAUUCUUCGAAGCAUGGAGGUAGGAAAGGAUGUGCAAUUACCUUCAGAAAGUGAUUCAAAUGAAGGGUACGUUACGCAGGAUCCCAUUGUCGACAUAACCAACCUAGGUGACAAUGCUAGUAUUGUGAGUCAAAAAUCAGUUAACUAUGGUGUACCAUCUGAUAAUACACAAGCACUAAUUGGUAUUUCCCGUACAAUAGUUAUAAAGCGUAUCCAAAUAAUUGAUGGCAAGGAACAUGUUACCGAAGAAGUUGUCAAAGAACCAGAAACGAAACAACUAGAAACAAUGGAAGAUAAUCAAUCCUUUACUCAAAUUUUACAGCAGCAAGGGUUAGAAACUAAUCGAAUAAAGAUAAUACGUCAAAUUAGAGUUAUUGACGGUAAAGAUCACAUUACUGAACAAGUUUUCGAUGAACCUGGCGGUACAUUUAUUCCAGACUCAACAAUUACUGCUGAAAUUGGUAUUUCUUUAACGAAACCAAACUCGCAAACAGUUAGUUAUAAAACGCCAUAUACAGGCGAUUUUGUAGAUAAAGCAAUAAAAGAUGCGCCGAGUUCGCUGAAUGUUAUUGAUGAAUCUAAUAAAUUCCUAGCUUAUGAAAAAUUACAUUCCGACAAAGAAAUAACCACAAAUAUUGAUAACCUUAAAAUAGAAGAUUCUGUUACAAGCAAUGCACCCGAAAACGCGGAGGAUAAGAAAGAUGAACCAUCUCAGGAUAUUGAGUCAAGUUUUAAAAAUAAAGAGAUAGAGUUACCCCGACCCGUUGAAAUAGAAAAACACCGUGCUGUUGAAAAAGUAAGCUUUUCAAAAGAAAAUAUAACACCGAGCCAAAUCCAAACUGAAAGCAAGGAAGAUUUUGUUGUAGAAACCGCUGUUGAAAAUAACUGUAUCAAAAAUGCUUCAAUUCGACAAAUGUCUGAAGUUCCUAACUUAGAAUCUGAGAAAAAUGCUGCAGGGCCUUCAGAUCAGAGCAUAACUGAAGACAGAGUACAAAAGAUUGAUCUGGAUUCUGAAAUAGAACCUUGCAUUGAUUCUACAAAAGAUGCAACACCUAAUAUGGAAGCAAUAAUAUCAGAUAAGAAUAUGGAAGGUUUUCCUGAAGUUUCUAACGUGACCAAUAAAUAUAAAUUAGAAUCACAAACACACAUCAAAGAUAAAGAUCCAACUGUGCUUGAACAGAAACUUUUCAUCGAUUCCAGAUCCAUCUGUGAUCAUCCUGUGAGUACAUCUCCAAGUGUGAUACACGAUGUUAAUACUUUUAUAGACGCAGAACGUCAGAGCUUUAGCCAAUGUUUGAACCUGGGAGGAGGUAACGACUUUAUUGAAAAACUUACACAAACAGAAGACAUACAGGAUGUACCAAAUAAGCCUUAUGAAAAAGUAGACAUCACAAUGAAAAUAAUCAAGUCAGACGAGCAAUCAGACUUAAAACCACAACUUGGAUUAGACAUGUCUGUUGAGAAAUUUGAUUCUACUCCGCAACUAGUAAAAAAAGAUAUUGAGAUUAAUCUUCCAGUUGAUGUAAAAAUUACCGAAGACGUAAAAGACAAAUCCAACGACUCAGAACUAAUUUCUGAAACAACACACGUUGAGUUUCUUAAACCAGAUAAAACGAGAAAAAGAAAGCACAAACAUAAGAAGAAUAGUGAAAGCGAUUCCGUAAGUACUGAAUCGCCAAUCAAAACACCUGAGAAAAGUUUGGACGAAACUGAUAGUUCCUCUUUAAGUCAUUACGUGGAAUUACCAGCUUCGACGCCUAUAGAAUCGCCAAAACCAACAAGAUCCGUACUCGAACAGCCCACUCUUUCAGACUCUUUCAUUGAUAGUGAAAAUGUGAAAUCAAUUGAUGAACAUGAUUAUGAGCCUGACGGUGAAUCGGCAGAACCAGCUUUAUCCGAAAAGAAAAAGAAACUUAGGAAACGUAAGUCCCACAAAAGUAGUGAAGAAACUUUGUAUCCUAUAGAAACACCACCAGAUGAGACGUCAAUAUUGUCUUCACGUGAAGAUAAAGUAAAAGAUAUUGUCGAGAAAACCGAAGUAAAAUCCCCAGACGUUUCAGAAGAAUCUGAGAAGAUACCACAUUCCUUUUCCGCUCAAGAAAUAACCACUACAUCGCCUAAAGAAGAGUCGUAUCACACAAUGAGUGAAACAUCUGACAUAAGUACUGUAAAAAUAAUUGAAGAAUGCAUUGCAAAGAGUCCAGAUUCAAUCAAGGACGAGAUAACAACUACAGUUACCUACCCUGUAUCAGUCGUAGAGGAAAUUCCUACUCAAGAUUACUCCAUCCAAACAUCACCAGAAUUAAGCGAACAAAAAUCUGAACCAGAUGUGGUUUGCCAACCGGAAACUGUUGACUCUAUACUUCAAACCUCGCCCACCCAUCUUACAGAUGUGGUUAUUCAGACUAUGCCCAAAGAUGACAAAGAAGUUCAUACUCAAACUAAUGAUAAUGUAGAAUGUAUUGAAAAAGUAGAGGCACUUGAUAGGUCUGUUCAAACAAGUAGAACAGAAAGCCCCGAACAAAGUGUUCUAUUAGAAGCUACGACCCAGGUAUUUGCCAGCGACAUAUCACUGCCCGAUCACAAAUCGUCUCAAACAACACCCUCAAUCGAGAAAGUACACGUACCAGAAAUGGUUUCAGACUCGAAAGAAAUACAAACUUCACCCAUCCUUAAAAUUGAGUACGAUGAGAAGGCUACAGAAAUAUCAAUUGAGACGAAGGAUUCAACAAUACAAACUGUGUUGCAAGAAAAUGUCGACCAAGAAACAAACACAACACCUGAAGAAGCGUUACAUCUUUCAGAUAUGAGUAUUCAAACUACAUCUAUUCCUAUGACGAGUUCAUUUACACAAUCCGAUCAAGAAGUUUCAAAGGACAUGGAAGUUCCCACUGUAUGUUUAGAAGAAAAAUCUACAUCAUAUGAUAAAGUCGACAUUACGGAGUCGUCGCAACAAACAUCACCAAGGAUUAUUUAUGAUGAAAAUAAUUUAGAAACUACAAAGGUUGCAAUAACUACUGUAGACUCGAUUCAACAAACCUCGCCACGCGAAGAACAAUUAAAUAAUGAUGACGUGAAAAAUGUAUGUCUAAAAAUUUUAACUGCCGAAUCAGAACAACAAACAACUCCAAGACAAGACGCUGAAAAGUGUCCUGAAAAAGAAAUCGAUAAAUCUAUAAUAACCGUAGAUAGUAUACAACAAACAUCACCUAGAAGCUACAUAGAUGAUUCUAUUUCAACAUCCACUGAUGAGCCGUACGAAGUGCAUUUAAGAGCACAAAUCUCAAUACCUCAAGCAACUAACGAUUUCUUAGACAGUGAACGUCAAACGGUAGAUUAUCCACAUACUAUUUUGGGCGAUAAGCAUAAACAGAAAAAAAGAAAGUCAAAAAGAAAAACAGAAUCACCUCUAAAGUCUCCUGAAAGUUUAUCGGACCCGAUUAAUGCAGAGUUAUCGUUGUCGGUGACACCUACGAGCGAUGAAUUUUCUAGCAAAGACAGUUAUUCCAUAGAUGAAGGUAUUUACCAAUAUCCUACUACUGAUUUGCCUACAAACAAGGAAACGGUAGUGACACACAGUAGGCCUACUUAUUCCGAUAUUGUGCAAAGAUCUAAAUCAAAAUCGCCGUCUCCUAGCAAAACUUUAGUAACACCUAAAUCUGAAAAAGCUGUAUUACUAAAUUGUCUUGAAAAACGUACUCAGACUACCUAUGACCCCCAAAGACUGUCGGAUAAUUGUAUGGCAGUGGCUUUAAUAGAACCCUCUGUAGAAAAAUCAUAUGAUUUUGUUGUAAGCACUAAGUUAAAGGAAGUUAAAAAUGCAAUUGAAGACAAAGAUCCUAAGAAAGUAGAGAAAACUGUCAUAGUUGUAAUUGAGACCAUAUCUAUUUGGCUGGAAGAAAUUCAAUACAAAAUACAUGCUGCUAUUUCAACGGGUAAAAAGGUACCUGAAGAAACUCAACGGAUUAAGGAUUUGGAACAAUAUGUACAACAUCUUAAGGAGAUCGUGUAUGUCACUGAAGUCCACGAAGAAAUUGUUACCUUAAUUGAAACUUUGACCCGUCAAAUGAACGCUGUUAGUCGGCUUAGUAACGAAAGCGUUUCAAAAGUAAAAGAUAGUGAACAGGAAUGGCGAAUAUUCUUUGAUGAAAUCGAUAAUUUAGCCCAUUCUGUCGACAAAAUGAAAACCAGAUUAGAAGAUCUGAUAACUUUGGAAGCUCCAUCGUCACAAAAACUCGAAGGACUCGAUAAAAUUGAAAAUGACAAUAGUGACAACUCUGGUCAUGUGAAAAGAUUGUUUAAAGUUUAUCGAAGUAUAGUUGAAAAUAAUUCAAAAAGGGAGUGUCCGUCUAAACUAUAUUUAUGUGACGAAGACACAAAACAAAUCGAAAAUGCUAUACACGUAGAACGCGAUCGCCUUUUACAAUUAACAUCAUUAGCUGAAGAAUACGAACAAACUCUUCAAGAUUUUGGACAAAUAACUGACGUUGCCGAGGCAUUACUUGACGGUAAAAUUAUCGUUUCAAACUUGGACCACCUUCACGAGGAAAUACAGAAACAUAGGAAAUUCUUUGUUAAUCUAAGCCACUGUCGGGCAAUACUAGAAUCUUUAGAGGAUAACUUAGAUAACGAGACCAGAUCUAAGUAUGCUUCAUUGCACCAUUCUCUUCACGAUAGAGCAACUGCUAUUAUAGACCGAGCUGCAGGCCGAGCUCAGCAAAUGACUUUGGCGGCUUCGAGAUGGAGUAUGUUAGACCAAGGCAUGAAGGAAGAACUGCAAUGGCUUCGGGUAGCCGAACAACGCAUUCCAGACCUUACUAAUGUUACAUCUAUGGACCACGAGCAAUACAUUAAUCUCUACCAAUCCCUUAGCCUCGAUGUUUCCCAUCAUUAUGCGAAAAUUUUACGGCUAUUAUCUGUAACGGAGGGUCUACAAAAUCUCAUCGUUUGUCCGGGACUAGAGUCUACGUGUUCUAUGGCUCUUGAAACGUUAUUGAAACAUCAAGAAAACAUCGACGUUUCUUUAGUGAGACUCACAGAUUUCAAAGAAAAUUGGUUUACAUAUGACCACUUUAUAAACAGAAUAGAAAGCUGGAUUAAACUAGCUAAUAGGGAAAUGGAACAUAUAACUCCAGAAAACAUAACGACCACCGGCAACCUACGACGAUUCUGGGAGUUAAAAGCUCAGCACGAAGUGCACAAUAAUUUGAAGACUGAAUGCGGAAUUCAAUUCGAAAAGGCAUUAGAAAUCCUACCAAUAUCAGAUGAAAUGGUUCAGCGUCAAUUUUUCUUGAAGAUCGAAGAUAAAUGGCGAGAUUUAUCAGCUAGAAUUGGCAAUCUGCACGCUUCCGCUGUUCAAAACAUAUCCGACCGAGGUGUGUCUUCAGGUGAGAAAUUGAAUUUACUCGAAGACGAGCUGAGAGAAUUACGAGGUUCACUUGAAGGUCUCAAAGGGGUAAUUAAAAGCGAAGACGAACUAAACCUAUACAUCGAGAGGCUGCAGGUUAUGACCAGCCGCAUCGAUCGGAUACAAAACGAACUUGGAAGAUUAAGUUUACUUCCGACCGCUGAAUCAGAUCGCCUGGGCGCCCUCUUAACACAGUCUGGCAUAUUAGACGACCAAAUCGCCGAAGAACUCGAAAGAAGUAUGUUGCUGAAAGAGAAGAUUGUUCAAGUGCAGGCUGGUAUUGCGCGGGUGCAAAAGGGUCAACGUCGUGCGCGCCUGACUCUGGAAGAAUGUGGAACGGCUGAACGCUUGGGUAGUGAUGUCGUUGAGAGAGCUUCACAAAAUUGUGAACGGCUCUUAGAAGACUUGGCGGCUCAAUGGAAGGAAAUUCUGGCGUUGAGACAGGCUCUGCAUACAUUACCCAUCAGUCUACGUAUUUGCGUGUCGCCCACCAGCAUCGAGAGAGACAUUUCUGCUUUACAGGAGACCCAUGCAGAGUUAGAAGCAGCGUGCAACGAUCUCUGCGUCCGUCUAAGAAGCAAGCUCCAACUUUGGAGGCGAUUCGAAAGACAGCUGGAAUCUGUCCAAGGUGCUGUAAGAGAAGCCGACUAUAUGGUUGAGCUGCUGACUGUACAAGGGCAAGUGGAUUAUGAUCGUCUGCUUAAAGCCACCGAGAGAUUGGAGACGCUAAGCGACUCCCUCUCGCGUCGUAGUGGGGAAUUGGUGGGUGAAUUACGCGAAACAGCCGCCCCAUUGGAGGCCAGUACAGAGCCAAGUGUCGCGGCCAAGUUGCGCCGACAAUUGGACGACGCAGCCACCGCCUAUGAGCACACUUGCGCUAAUCUUACACAGUUGUGUGACAAAUAUCACAAGGCAGUGGAUCUCUGGAGCAGAUAUAAAGAAGCAGCGGCUGCCGUGAGAGCUUUCGCCGAGUCCCAGGAAGGCAGGCUCCACGCCCUCAGACCUGAUGAUGCUCCGGCUACCGCUAAUGCAUGUCUAGAACAAGAAGCCCGCGUGGCAGAACUGCGGUCUCUCGCAGCCAGGGUGGCCGCAGAGACAGGUUCCCGCGCGUUACAGGCUGACGCAGAUGCAUUGGCCAGACGACUACAGCUCGUUGCCGGUGCUGUUCAGGCCCUGGCUGACCUGGGAGAGGCCAGACAAAUCGCCAGAGCGAAGGCCCAACACGCCAAAGAAAUGUUCUGUGAUAUGAGACAAGAUCUAACUCCAGUUCACGAGGAUGGUGAAAUCGUCGAAGAUAAACUAAUCGCGCUACGAGAUAACUUAAUCGCACUCGGAAAGAGUGAGGCGGAUAUUGCUCCCGCUAAAGCAGAGUUACCGGAGAUUGACCGCGAUGUAUCUGAGGAACAUUCUAUUGUUAGGAUUUUGGAGUUAUGGCAGGCGAUGUUUAGAGAUACUUUCCUGCAUUAUCACAGGCUUUCCACUGCGUUAGUAAGAUCUGGAGACGCUGCUACUGCAUUUAAACUAUGGCACGAAUACUUAUUGGAUCUACAAUCGUUCCUCUCUAGUACACUUCCCACCGAUUACGAAAAUCUAACUGAACAUCGUCGACUAUGCAGAGUUCACAGAAACUUGUUGGCGUCUCAAAGAUCUGUCUUAAUUAAUGAAAAUAGAGAUACGAACAAUCGUGACUUGGCCGAUAAAUUUGAUACGCUCACUAACCUUCACAAUGAAACUCUGGCAAGAAUUGUCGAAAGACACGAUGAAGUCAGUACACGAAUUUCCGCCUGGGAUGACUACAGGGAAAUCUACACCGAAUUACUGAAAUGGCUUAAAGAACUCGAAAGAGAGAAAGAAAAAUUACAACUAAGAUAUGUACAUAUAAAGAGAAUAAAUAAGACGCUAACACAGGUUCAGAAUCUCGCAGACAAACUUCCAGAAGGACGAAAGUUUGCCGAAAAACUUUCCAGUAACCUUAAGAAGGUUCUAGAAUUCACAGAAGAUACUUACGGUGCAUCUGUGAGGAUGGAGUAUGCGGGUAUCGUAAAGAGAGUUGAUAAUUUGCAAGCUAGCUUAGACACGUGGCGUGACUUCCUCACGAGGAUAUUAGGGCUCAUUGCGGAAUAUGAAACACUAACAACUGAUUUACAAAAACUUUAUUCACGAACUCAAAAUGACAUAAUGACCUACUCCGAUGAAGAACGUCUGUCGAGACCACAAAUCAAAAAAUCACUUGAAAAAUUUACAGACUUAAGAACGAAGAUCGACAAAACCGAAUUCCAGAUAGAAGCUCUAACUGUUAUUCAAGAACAAUUGAAAGAAUGUCUCAGUCCUCAGGACAUUAGAAUAGUUAACCAGAAAGUAUGGCAACUCCGCCAACAGCGUGCUGAUUUGGAACACCAGCUUUCUAUUAUCAUUCAUAAACUGCGGGAAAGGAUAGAAAUCUACACGAUAUUCGACUCCAGGCUACUACGGUUCUCUGAAUGGUUAAAAUCUGUUGAAACGAGACUCGAAUCUACGACCUCCAAUGAAGCUGGCGCAUUAGAUCCACAUGACCUGAUAAAGAGAAUUAAUUCAGACCUACAAGCUGAGACAGCUAUGAAGGAACGUGAGUUCGAAUGGCUAACUGAAACAGGCAUUACCUUAGUGGACUUGUCUAAGAAAGAUGAAAAGUCUUACAGCAAGAACACUUCCAAACAACUGAAGGAUAUUCAGGAACGUUGGCAUCACUUGCAAGAGUCGAGAAGAAGUAGAAUAGCAAAAAUCACUGAGCUUUUGGUGACCAUAUCACAACUUGAGGAGCGAUUGACGGAGAUUAGAACAAAGUUACACUCCAUUGAAUCUAAGCUUUCUACCUCAGUAAUCAUAGAAAAGUUGACAACCAAAGCAGUCGACUCCCAAUUCCAAAGCCGGGAUGAAAUUCACAAAGAUAUUGAAAACGAGAGCGAAGAAGUGGGUAAUACGCUGAACCUCUGUGAACUAGUUUUCAAUGACCCCGACGUGUUAAAAGGCAACUUUGAUCUGCGCAAUCUUCGCACAGGAGUGGAAAUCGUAGAUAAGAAAUGGAAAAACAUCUGUGAAAUGUCGGAGCAACGCAAGACUGCUCUCAAGGAAAUACGCAAAUCGGCCGAACUAGCGAACUCUUUAUUGCCCAAAGUCGAAAAGAAAUUGGACGCGAUAGAGAAGCGCGUAGAAAAGGUGGAAGCUAGAAAACAACGCGGAGAGAACGAAGACGAAAGUGUAUCGAAGGCUGUCAUCAAAGACUUGGACAGUUUAGAGAGUGAUAUCAAAAAGCUGGAGGACGCAUACGGCCGAAUUAUGUCUGCCAGAGGAAUAGAGCUUCGUGGAAAUGGCGCAGAUGAUGCGGCAAGACUACGAGCGGCCGUGAGACGGUGGCAGCAGCUGAGGGUCAGAGUGGAUGCGGCUGGAGCUGACGCCCAUAGGCAGUUCGUGGCUGCUCACGGCAAGGCCGUGGUCGCCUUGGCCGAAGCCGAUGUCAGACUGACGCGAGCCUUACACCUCUCGCCCACACCUACGGAUAAAGAAGCCAUCCUCAAGGAAUUGGAGGGUGUAGAAAGAGAUCUCGUAGAAUGCCAGUCGUACGUCGAGGCAGGCGACAGACUCGCGGCUUCAGUGCUGAGUGUCGCGGGAGUACCAGACAUGGUGGCCGAGUAUCGGGCCCUUUACUCCGACGUGCGCAUGCGCCUCGAUAUUGCGAGGGCUGAGGUCGUUGGAGAUGUCGAUACUGCAGUUCAGGUGGACACCCUCAGAUGGGAAACAGAUGCCGCUCUCCAAGUCGACACAUUAACUUCCAAAGAAACCUAUCGCGUUGAACUAGCCUCCGCCGUCAAAGAAGCCUCGGAGGCAUUAGAAGCUCUAAGAACAGCCCUGGUUCACGAAAUACCAGAAAACGCACCCAGCGAAGACUUGGCCAAUGCCGCCAAAGAGAUCGCCAAGGCUGGCACCAAACCCUCACAAACCUUGGAGUUGGCCAAACAUCUAUCGGAACUGCUCCUCACAGAGUGCGACGCGACGGAAGAUGAAGCUAUGCUGCAGGAAGUGGGAUCACUCGCAUUCCGAUACGAAGAUCUGCUCAACCAGGCCAAGAAACGAGAACUCCAAAUCAACAACUUAAGGUUGCCGCACUCCGCGUCCUACGCUCUCACUUGCGAGCAUGAAUCUGGUCGGCUGACGUGUCCCCUCUGCUCUGACCGGAACUGGAAGCAGUUGGAUAACGAUUUGUGGAGACUCGAGCAGUGGCUCCAGUUCGCUGAAGCCACGCAUGAAGCGAGACAUGAACCUCCAGAACAAUAUGACACCCUCGAAGAUACUAUACAGGACCACCGCGAAUUCCUGCUAGAUCUAGACUCCCACAAGGCCCUCGUGGUGUCCCUCAACGUGGUGGGCACGCACGUGGCUCGUCACGCGCGUGACGUGUCGGCGGCCGAACGCGUCCGCGAAAGACUCGCCGAAGCGAACCGGAGAUGGGACGAAGCAUGCGCAAGAGCAGCAGACUGGCAGACCAAGCUGCAGAGGGCGCUCAUGCACAAUCGGGAGUUCCAUGAUAUCGUGGUAGAAUUGGUCAGCCAACUCGCAAACGCAGAGCGCCUGGUCCGGUCCCGGGAGCCUUUGCGUUUGAGUCGGCCUCCAGACGAGCUGAGGGUGGAGUUCCGAAGGUUCAGCGAACUACGCGACGAACUGAGUCGAGCUGAACCCAGAGUCCUGGCUUUAAGGGAUGCAGCCCAACUCCUACACGGGAAUGAUGCACAGGAUGUGUGUAGGCGUUUGGGCGAGCUGCGCCUGCGCCUUCAAUCCCUCCGCAAGCUAUCAGCCGUAUACGCUCUGAAAUUGGGCGCAGCCUUGGCCAGGGAGCCAUCCGCUACCGGAUCCGCUCUCGCCGCUGCCGCCGCCACGCUUGCGCCGCAGCUGAUGCAGGAUGACGAAGAGCCCAGCUUCAGUUUGCCGCCUCUCACCGACAACGACGUUCCAGCGAGCGAUGAAACGGAAGAGCGCUCUCUGUCGGGCGUCCAGCGAGGCUUAAGAUUCGUGUGUCGUGUCGCACGCGCAUCUCUGCCUUUCCAGGCCCUUCUCCUCCUCCUCCUAGGGGCGGCCGCUCUGGCCCCUCACACCCAAACAGACUGUCGGGCCACGCCCAGUCUCCAGCCCGUGUUACGGUAUCCCGACGGCCCACCCCCCAUUUAA